AGAGAUACCAUCCUUGACGUGUGCGUGCUGCUGAUGUCUGCGAGCACCCAGCUGCUGGUUUCCGUCCUCCGUACAACCGCCGGGCGCCGGCUCUGCAGCGGCUGGCUGCCCGCGCCGCCGCAUCCCGCCGUCCCUUCUCAAGUAAUUCGGCUCUUCGCCCACCGGAUCCCGUCCCUGCCAAGCCGUCCGCCCGCCGGAUCCCGUUCCUCCGUUAGCUCAUAGCUCCACUAGUUUACCAAGAUGAGCUCAUCCUAUGAAGCUAAGGUGUAUUAUCGCCGGAUGGGAAAUAUGGUGUGGCAUUUAGAAAAUGCAACAUCAAUAACCUCCAAGCAUCAUCUAAGUGAUUUGUGGAAGAGCCCAAGGGGGACACUGCUUCGUAUCCAAGUGUUGGCAAUUGUGGCCAUCAUCAUCACUUUCUUCCUUAUUGCCUUUGGGUCGUGCCGCCGUUGGUCCAAUCGCUGGAUAGUCCAGAAGGGCUUCUUUGCUGCACAGGUGUUAUCUCUGUCUCUUGGAACCUACAGCAUUGGUAUAAUGCAAUCUUCAUCGGUGAAGAGCGAGGUGUAUCCCAUAUGGACUGUGUCCUUGUUCACCAUCUUUGGCUGCAUUGAUCCAGUAACCAGCUACAACGGCCUUGACUACAAGGGCCCACUCUCAAAGGUGGUAUAUGGGAUUUGCCUCCACUGCGGAUAUGUCCUGCUGAUGAGUAUCUCAGCCAUCUCCAGUAUUGUUGGGAACACGGCCAUCGGCGUGCUAGCUGCCGUCACUUUCAUCAAAGGCUUUCAUAUGUCAUUGGCCCUUAUGCAACAAAGCAGAAUGCGAAACAUGGUACAACAGUUAGAUGAGCGAUAUGACUCUGGAGAAACAUUGGCUUUAAGAUACGAUUAUUCCACCGAUCCAGCAAGUUUAUUAGAUGUGCCACGAACUGAAUUUACUGUCGAUUAUCCAUCUGGCACGGACACUGCCUAUGUUCGUUUAAGUGACGUAAAUGACUUACUAAGGGAAAAGAAGGAUGAGUUACAAUCCUGUUAUGAUGCAUGUGUUGCCUACUGUCUGUCUCAUAGAUUGCAACGAUAUUUUCUUGGGUUGAACAGUCGUAAGGUUGAUCCACGAACACCGGAGGGCAUCGACUACAAGUGGGCAUUGAAGGUGAUUGAGGUAGAGUUGGCUUUUCUGUUCGAUGUGUUUUUCACUGGUAACGCAUUCCUUCAUUAUUAUCAAGCAAAAACUGCUAGUUUGUGGGCACUGGCUUCAUUCACUGGGAUAUGUUUCGUCGGGGUAGCAACAGCCAUUCCUGGGACAAGGACUAGCCGCCAUUGUGCUUCUGGUCCUGGUGGCUGCACCAACUUUUUGCACACCACAACUGCAGAUCUAGUUAUCACUUUUGUUAUUUUGGUGUCCCUGGCUCUUUUGCAAUUGUUGCAGUUGAUUCGGUGCUGGACAUCGAACUGGGCAAGACUUGCCGUUGUCUGUGCAUACACCAGGAAUGACAUGAGAAUGCGCAGGGGUAAAAAGCGAUACUGGCUGGUAUUGUGGAUGAGACUGAAAGUGUUUGUAGCUACCAGCACUAAAUGCUUCGACAAGUACCUCUGGCAAUGCAAGAUCGGCCAGUACCAGUAUUCAAUGCUACCGGAAGCGAGAUCUACUGCAAAAAAGGAAGUAGAAGGUAAAGCGAGGAAUAGGAGAGGGAAAUCCAUGGUUGACCAUCUCUAUCGGGGAUGUGUUGGCUUGGUUAAGGUGCUUGCAAUGGACUACAUCUGGGAGGUGCUCUGGGACUUGCUCGGCAGCGACAAUAACAAAAGAGCUUCCGCUAGGUUGGACGACGAUGUGAAGGCAUCCAUUAUUGAUUUCCUUGGUACCAUCAAAUCCGACAGAACCGAAGGGGAUUGGUUAUCCUUUGCUCAGGAUCAACGUAUCGAAGAAUUUCUUCCCUACACCCAUACCCCUCAAUUUGAACCGGAACCGCAUGGUUUCAGAUACACGAGAUGUGUAAUGGCAUGGUGCAUUGUGACAUGGUACUGUGAACUAGCAGAGCAGGAACAGGAAAGGAAGAAGAAUGCCUCAAGCAAGGCCGAGAAGGGCAUGGGCUGCAUGGGAACUGCUGCAGGUUGUUUCAAAAAGAAAGCAGCAGCAGCAGCAGGAGGAGGAGAAAGAGAGGAGAAUCGGAAACAUCGGUAUGUUGCCAAUGCUCUGUCCAAGUAUUGUGCCUACUUGGUGGUGUCAGCGCCGGAGCUACUCCCUGGGCCGGUCCCGGAUACGAGGAGGGCGUACGAUCACUUUGUGGAGGCAGCACGGGAAGCUCGGGAUAAGGAUGCACUUGUUAAGGCAAUGUUAGACCGUCAAUACUGGUCACGGCUACACAGUGGCAACAUCGUGAUCAAGGACAUUAACAAUCAUGCUAGUGUCGGUGGAGACCGUCCGCUCCUUGACUUGAUGCGUCGCUCGAACCCCUGGGAGACGCUGGCAGAUGUGUGGAUCCGGAUGUUAGUCUAUGCGGCACCAUAUGGCAAUGCCGAGGCACACAUGCGGCAACUCUCGCAGGGUGGCGAGUUCAUCACCCAUCUAUGGGCCUUGCUCUGCCACCUCAGCAUCCGUGAGUGGAAACUUCCAGGUAACCUGCACGACGUUACCGCCAUUGACCACGCCCAGAAGAUACUCACCGACUUUUUUCCGGAAAAAAAAAGAGCAUAUACUCACCGAGGAUAACCAUGCCGUCGUCGUCGCAUUCCUCGACUCCCUACACGGUUGUUACAGUGAUGAGCUUGCUGCCGCUGCAAAGAUGGAAGAACGUGUCAGCUUUUACCGGACUACAAAUCCUGAAAUUGCUAGGCUUUUCCACAUUGACACAGCAGCAAAACUCCCGUGCCUAAUACUGCUCACGAAAGAGGAAGAGCAGUUCACAUUAUAUGAUGGGGAGUUCAAGAGGUAUGCCAUUGCCAAUUUUGUGUCUGCGAACAAGCUUCCUCUGCUUCCCACACUCACACAGAACACUGUCUCAUCUCUUGAUGGUCAUCCGAUCAAGAAGCUGGCAUGUCACAUUGUCUACAACUACAAUUGGAUCUCUUUUAUGCAUUCUCUAAUACCUUUUCCUCUUCUUCUCCACAUAUAUACUUACCCACUUUAUUCAAAUCAGAUUAUACUGCUUGCUGUUGCAAACGAGUCUUCGAAAUUUCUGCCCAGCUUUAAGGAAGCGGCAAAAUCAUUCACGGGAAAGCUUUUAUUUUUCUUUCUGGAGAAAGACAGUGAAGAAUGUAAACAAGCUGCCAAAUUACUAUAUAUUCCUUGUACUGGAGAAGAGACUACGGUUCUUGCUUAUACUACAGAGGACAAAAGGGAAAUUCCACUUGAUAGUGAGGUGUCACUGGACACCAUUAAGAAAUUCGCUCAAGAUUUCUUGGAGGACAAGCUCGUUAUAUCUGGAACAGUACCUGAAUCUAUAUACCAUCCUAUGUAUCAUCCCGAUUUACCAAUGAAGACCACCAACAACCUAGCCAAGCUUCUUCGUGACAUCAACUCCCUUGUGAUAGCCAAAAUGAAUGGUGCUACUAACUGGCAUCCACGUGCCAAGUUACGACUCCUGGAAUUCUUCAAGAUCCUCUUUUACCCUGCAGGGAGGAAACGCUUUGAACCUAUCGCUUUCGAGGGCUCAUCGGCGGCUGAUGUGGUAGAAUAUUACAAGUUUAUCAAGAAGCAUGCUGGCAUCCCUUUCGAGCCGAUUAGUGCGUUGGAGCAAGUGGGCCCGGAUCACGGGGCCACGGAGACGGAGAUUGAGGAGCCCCCACGGCUUCCCUGAAACCUAUUCGCAACAUCCUGAUGUAAUGUUUUUUUUUUAAAUGUAAAGAAUGAAACAAGGAAAAUUCAUGUCGUCGACGAGGACAUGCUACCUGUUGCGUCGGCUGUAGCCUCAUCUGUUUCAAUGUUUCUACGCUUCACGCUUGUGAGAUGGACUCCAGUUUAUCUUCUA
Panicum virgatum (switchgrass) is the source of this 3961-nucleotide messenger RNA. RefSeq names its product protein disulfide isomerase-like 1-4. The transcript has 10 exons. The record is from RefSeq and is a predicted model, not a curated record. Gene Ontology annotation, biological process: protein folding; response to endoplasmic reticulum stress. Gene Ontology annotation, molecular function: protein disulfide isomerase activity. Bases 2489 to 3790 code for a protein of 433 amino acids. Gene Ontology annotation, cellular component: endoplasmic reticulum. NCBI's taxonomy places the organism in Eukaryota, Viridiplantae, Streptophyta, Magnoliopsida, Poales, Poaceae.